Messenger RNA from Microplitis mediator, 3273 nucleotides. RefSeq names its product peptide transporter family 1-like. Lineage: Eukaryota; Metazoa; Arthropoda; Insecta; Hymenoptera; Braconidae. Gene Ontology annotation, biological process: oligopeptide transport; transmembrane transport. The coding region runs from base 1016 to 3142 and encodes 708 amino acids. Gene Ontology annotation, molecular function: dipeptide transmembrane transporter activity. The transcript is spliced from 10 exons. Gene Ontology annotation, cellular component: membrane. The record is from RefSeq and is a predicted model, not a curated record.
UCAUGGCCAAAUUCAAUAAUUAUAUUACCGCCAAUGAUAGUGAUAAUGAGACUACCGACACCCGUGAAGGUACGACCGGUACGACGAUAUAAUAUAUAACGGUCAACAUACCACCCGACGAUAGCUCAGUACAGGAAGAUCUAAUAGAUGGUGAUCAUUUUUGUUUGCGCCACAAGAUGGCGUCUUGUCAACUUGAAAAAUCCCGCGAAAAAUCUAUGUCAAGUUAUUGUAUGUCAUUGUUUUCUAAAAAAACAUUUUUUAGCAUUUCUUUCUCCCACGAUAUCUCACGAACGAAUUGACCGAUUUUGAUGGUUGUGGUGGCAUUCGACGCGGCUUAUAAAGUUUUAGAGCUGAUUAGAUUUUGGAAUCAAUCCAUCGAGCAAAUUAAAAGUUAUCCGAAUAAAACAUUUUUGAAAUAUCUCCGAACGCACCCAACCGAUUAAGCUCAAAUUUUUAGACCUUCAAGAUAUUAACAAGCCUCGUCGAAUGACACCUCAAAGAUCAAAAUUGGUUCAUCCAUUCAAGAGUUAUGAAUAUUUACAUACAUACGUACGGACGUACACACCUAUAUACACUCGGACAUCAUCGUGAAAUUAGUCAGGGUAGCUUCCUAAAACCUCAAAACGUCAAAAUCUGAUAGAAAUUCGGUUUUUGCAAAUCGGACCGAAACCAAUAACUUCCUGAAUUUUUGAAAAUUUUAAAUUUUCUUAGCGGGAAGUUAAAAAAAUGAUUACAGUUGAUAAACAUUAAUAUGUUAAUAAUAAAUAAAAUACAAAACAGCUAGAGUCAUAAUAUUAUCAGUAUUACGAUAAAAUCAAAUGAUUGAUUCAAUAAAACGAUGAAAAUUUUUUUCAAAGAUAAGAUGCGCAGCUCAUAUUUAAGCUUUUAGUAUCUGUCGUAUCAAUAAUAUCUCUUUGCAGUUUAUCCUCAACGAUUGCUGCGAAACAAUCUAGUUUUUUAAUUAAACAAGUCAAUUUAUUUUUUUUUUAUUUUUGUAAUUUAAUUAUUAAUAAUUAUGCAGCGGGUAACGGAAGAACUCGAUUCUGAAGAAAGUAUUGGAACUGAAAACGAUUCUAAUGAGAAACUUAAAUAUCCAAAGUCCGUAUUCUUUAUUGUCAGUAAUGAAUUCUGUGAACGAUUUUCUUACUAUGGAAUGCGAACAAUACUGUCAUUGUACCUGAGUUCAAAGUUAGAGUACAGUGAUGACACGGCUACAGUUAUUUAUCAUACUUUCACAAUGUUUGUGUACUUUUUCCCGUUAAUUGGUGCAAUUAUCGCAGACUCAUUACUCGGCAAGUUCAGGACCAUUCUGUAUUUAAGUAUCGUUUAUGCAAUUGGACAACUUUUACUAUCGGCAAGUGCCGCGCCGACAUUCGGGCUGCCUAUCAGAGAGUUUUCAAUCCUGGGUUUGCUUCUGAUUGCGCUGGGGUCCGGUGGAAUAAAACCAUGCGUCGCGGCUUUUGGUGGGGACCAAUUUAUUCUCCCCCAGCAGGAAAAAUAUUUGGGAAUGUUUUUCUCUGUUUUUUACUUUGCUAUUAAUUUGGGAUCGUUGAUCUCGACGUUUGCUACUCCAGAACUGCGUCAUGGCGUUAAAUGUUUUGGUGACCAAACUUGUUACUCUGUUGCAUUUCUUGUUCCGGCCAUUUUGAUGAUUUCAUCAAUCGUUAUUUUUGUACUUGGAAAACCGAUGUACAGAAUGAAGAAACCUGAAGGAAAUGUUAUUUUGAAUGUCACCAAAUGUAUUUAUCAUGCGAUUCAUAAAAAAAUGAACGAGAGAAAAAUAACUCGUGAUCACUGGCUAGAUCACGCGGAUGAUAAAUACGACGCAAAGUUGAUAUCUGACAUAAAGUCAACGCUUAAAGUUCUCAAACUUUUUAUUCCAUUGCCAUUUUUUUGGGCACUAUACGACCAACAGGGAUCGCGGUGGACAUUCCAGGCGACGAGGAUGGAUGGCCAGAUCGGGAGUUUCGUUCUAAAAGCCGACCAAAUGCAAGUUGUCAAUCCACUAUUCAUCGUUAUAUUCAUUCCCAUUUUUGAGACUUGUAUUUAUCCUUUAAUGGCUAAAAUUAAAUUUAUAAAUACGCCAUUAAAGAAAAUGGUCACCGGUGGGUUUCUCGCCGGUCUCGCGUUUAUUGUUUCCGGUAUCGUGGAACUGCAACUCGAGAAAACAUAUCCAGUAUUACCGUCCAGCGGAUUGGCGCAAUUGAGGCUGUUCAAUCCAAACAAUUGUGAUAUAGGAAUUAAAUUAAAUAAUAAUCAAUCUUUCGAUAUAUCGCCAUUUGCAAUGUGGCAAGACACAAAUAUAAAUACAAUUGGUGAUAAAUCAAUCGAAUACGAGGCAAAUUUUUCAAAAUGUGGUUUUGAAAAAUUAAAUCGCGGAUUAUUAAAUCUGACUGAAAAGAAAGCGAUGUCCUACGCUUUGAUACCUGAUUCUAGUCCAUAUGAAUAUCAAGACCAUGUAAAUAAAACAGAAAUUGGAAAUCCAGCAGUACGGGUACUUACAUACAAUACUCUGGAUACUCCAGCAAUUGUACAAAUAAUAAAUAGUAAAGAUAAAAUUCUUUAUAAAUCAGUAGUGACUGGCAAAGUCGAGCACUCGCUCUUCGUUCCUCUUGAUACAGGAAAUUACAGAGUCGAAGUGAACGGAGUCAGCAACGAAAUAGUAUUACAUAUGGGCGGCGUUUAUACCGUCCAGGCAUACGCGUCUAAAGAAUUAACUACAGCUAAAAUAGUGACAGUAACUCAGCCGAAUUCAAUGCAUAUCCUCUGGUUGAUUCCUCAAUACGUGAUCAUCACCAUAGGCGAAGUGAUGCUUGCAAUUACAGGAUUCGAGUUUGCGUUUACUCAGGCUCCCAUCAGCAUGAAAUCUUUAGUGCAAGCCGGUUGGUUGUUUACUGCUGCCUUGGGUAAUUUCAUUGUCGUGAUAGUUACUGAAGCAAAAAUCUUCGAUAGACAGGCAAAUGAAUUUUUCCUUUUCGCUGGACUUAUGAUUGUCGACAUGAUGAUAUUUUCAGUCAUGGCCAAAUUCUAUAGAUACAUUGUCGUCAAUGAUAGUGAUGAUAAGAUCACUGAUAAGAGUAACGGUACGACACUCAAAGACUAUGGAGAAAAUAAUUUGUCUUUCACAAAAAAUGAUGAAUAAAUUUAUUUUGUAUUAUUUUUUAAGCUGUAUUAUUAUCCAAGAUUAAGAAUGUCGUUUACUUGUUGAUUUAUAAGUUAAUUGCCUGUAAGUUUUCAAGUAAUUGUAUAUAGGUACUUAUGAAUGACGUCGAC